AUGCCGGGUCACGAUGUCUUUGGAGCCUUUGAGGGCUUCGUUUCGAUGGCGCCACCGGCUUUAGUUGUUGCAGGCCCGACGCUCAACGCGAUUUCGAUUUUGCCGAUGCAGCUCAUGACUCGGGGAGGGAAGUUGAGCUUCAUGUUGAAGGAGCUGGGUGACAAGUAUGGCCCUCUAGUCCGCGUUGGUCCCAACGAAGUCCUUUUUGGGGAUGCAGAUACCUACCGCAAAAUCUCAGCUGUUCGCUCAGACUUCACAAAAGGUCCAUGGUAUGAGCUGGCCAAGGUCGUCCCAGACCAGCACAGUCUCUUCUCAAUGAGAGAUGAUGAGCAACGGAAAGAGUUGAGGGCGAAGCUGAGUGAAGGCUAUGCCGGUCGAGACAACGGCGGUUUCGAGCCCGGGGUAGACAAGAUGGUCGCCCAAUUCGUUGACCUCGUCGAAUCCAAAUACAUCUCCUCAGGCAUUGACUAUCGGCCGAUAGAAUUCUCCCACAAAUCCCAGUACUUUGCCCUGGACGUCAUCGGCCAGCUCGCAUUCGGCGAGGCUCUGGGCUUCCUAGCAAACGAUGAGGAUCUUUGGGGUUAUGUUUCGACGAACGAUCAGGUCUUUCCGGCUCUUGCACUCAUGCUGAAUAUUCCGCACGUAGGCAUCAUGAUGCAGCGUUGGCCGUUCAGCAAGUUGCUGCCCUUCUCGAGUGAUGAGUAUGGCUUUGGCAAACUGAUGCAGUAUGGCGUCCCCUUUGGGGCUUCAGAAGAGCUGUGCUAA
Colletotrichum chrysophilum is the source of this 765-nucleotide messenger RNA. RefSeq lists its product as uncharacterized. Gene Ontology annotation, molecular function: iron ion binding; oxidoreductase activity, acting on paired donors, with incorporation or reduction of molecular oxygen; heme binding. Bases 1 to 765 code for a protein of 254 amino acids. The transcript has 4 exons. The record is from RefSeq and is a predicted model, not a curated record. NCBI's taxonomy places the organism in Eukaryota, Fungi, Ascomycota, Sordariomycetes, Glomerellales, Glomerellaceae.